Molecule: messenger RNA, 1038 nt
Organism: Alternaria alternata
Lineage: Eukaryota; Fungi; Ascomycota; Dothideomycetes; Pleosporales; Pleosporaceae
Product: signal peptidase 22 kDa subunit
Exons: 2
Coding region: 126-899 (257 amino acids)
Biological process (GO): protein targeting to ER
Cellular component (GO): membrane; signal peptidase complex
Source: RefSeq, a predicted model, not a curated record
GGCCAGAUACGUGUUAGGACCCAGCGAAAGCUAAACGCUCACGCCCACUCCCAACGAGCCUCUCUUCCUCUCAUAGCCGACAAACGUUCAAAGAUAGAGCCCCGCGCUCAUCUUCUACCUCUACGAUGCACUCGACACUUGUGCGUCUACAGAAUGUCUUUGGCUUCUUCACCACGGUCGCUUUCACAGUCGCGAGCGUCAUUGCACUGAGUAGCUUCAUCUCCCCACAGAACCCGUCAGCCAGCAUAUCGCUGCAGAAUGUACAAUUGGUAAUGGGGCGGCCGCAUUACUACUCACCCAAGAGGGAGGAAUACGCGCAUAUCAAGUUCGACCUCAACGCUGAUCUCAGCUCGCUCUUCAACUGGAACACUAAGCAAGUCUUCGUCUACCUCAAAGCCGUCUACCCCUCAACACGCGCCUCAGAACCGCCGUCCGAAGCCAUCAUCUGGGAUGCCAUCCUCGCUUCCAAGUCAGCGCCCUGGCACACGGGCUACUUUGUUCACCCCGACAAGAAGUCGAAGCUGCCUAAGCAAUCCGCCAAGAAGCGCGCCGCGUCCAAAUCAAAGACGACGUCGCCCUAUCCCAUCGGCGAACUGCACCUCGAGAACAACAAGCCCAAAUACAAGAUCACCGAUAUAACUGGCAAGCUGGGCAAUAGGACGGAUGUCACAUUGGAGCUAGGAUGGAAUGUGCAGCCAUGGGUCGGCGCAUUGACCUGGACCAACUGGAACACGGUUGGUGCAUGGCGCGGUUUGGAGGGAGGCAGGAGUAAGGCGUUUACUUUCCCCGAGGUUGGUGCCAAGGCGGCAAAGCCCAAGGAUUUGGAGACUGAGAAGGGUGCCGAGGGUUACAGAUUGGUGGUUGGUGAGGAAGUCCCGCUGAAGAAGGCUGUCGUUUAGAAACGGCAUUUGGGCAAUCUAUGCGCCGAGGGGACAGGGUCCCAGGAGAUGGUUAUAUUUGAUACCAAUAGGCAUGCGUUUUUGUUGGUUUGCCUCAUAUUGAUCAUACAGAGCAAUCAAUACGAUUUCAAGUACAAAC